Arabidopsis arenosa is the source of this 692-nucleotide messenger RNA. The record is from the annotation of a GenBank genome assembly. NCBI's taxonomy places the organism in Eukaryota, Viridiplantae, Streptophyta, Magnoliopsida, Brassicales, Brassicaceae.
AAACCCCCAAGAGGCAGCGAAGCGAAAGUUCGAUUCCGAGAAAGAGAAAGAGAAAGAGAAAGUGAGAGAAAAUGACGAAGAAAGCUCCCAAGUCAGGGCCUUUGUCUCCGUCGUGCAGCGGAGGCUCUAGUCGGAACUUAGAGGUGGCUGUGAAGUCGAGUGAAGGUGCAAGGAGGUCUACAAGACUGAGGCUUCAGCCUUUGAGAAAGCCAAAGACAAGCCCGAAGAAGAAACCCGUUAAAGUCCGUUCGAAGAUGCCCAAGAAACCUCCCACUGCUUUCUUCUUUUUCUUGGAGGAUUUCCGGAAGCAAUAUCAAGAGGAGAAUCCGGAGGUCAAGUCCAUGCGCGAGAUUGGGAAGACAUGUGGAGAGAAAUGGAAAACAAUGACAUACGAGGAAAAGGUAAAGUAUUAUGAUAUAGCCACUGAGAAGAGGGAAGAAUUUCACCGAGCAAUGACAGAAUAUACCAAGAGAAUGGAAUCAGGUGGAUACGAUGAAUCAGAGACCGACUCAGAAUAUUCUGAAUAGAUUACAUUUUAGUUUUACCACAUUAGAAACAUUGUUCUAAGCCUUCUAGGAUGGGUUUGUAUAUUGGUGAAAUUUAGAAGUUUAUGUUUCGUUUUUGAGAUCAUUCUUUCCCUGGUACUCAUGCUUCUGUGGAUUGCUUUUGGAGAAUGAAUACUAACCAGUUUC